AUGACAUCAGUGCUUUUCGCGCGCUUCCAACCGGUGACCACGUGUCUCCCUCCGGCCUGCCAGCGGACCAUGUGGAGAAGCAAGAUGGCGGCGCGGUGGAGGGGGAAAGACGGGGAAGUAAAUGCCGGCAACAGCGACUUUAUGGCCAGCAACACCCCCAACGAGCCAGUCCUGAGCAGGGCAGGUGUGGAAGGCGUGGACAUGGACACACAGUCCUGUGUGGAUCACUCCAUCCUGGCCAUCUUGGAAGACUCCACUGUUGCAUCGGAGUGCAAGAGCAGAGCUGAGGAAGAAAGCGAGCGCCUGCUGUCCGCCCUGACUGAGAUGCUGGAUUGUGUGGAGGAUGACGGCAGGACUCUGUCUCCUUUCGACACCCUGCCAGACACAAAGUUCCUCAGCCAGGCAGAGUACAGGGACAACACCGUGGGAUCAUCGUUUGCUCAGAGACUUAGACCAAGAUCUAAAACACCAACUACAGCAUCCACAACUCAGAGUGAUGGGGAGAAAGGCAAGGAGGGCAAACUAGAGAAAAGCGGUCUGUCACAGAUGUUUAAGCUACAAGGCCAGAUGUUUCAUCCCAAAAAUAAAAAGGCAGAUGCCGAAGUCGAGGUUUUUACCUCGACUUCUCUCGUCAGCCUGGUGAAGCUCAUGCAUCCCUACUGUCUGAAGCUCCGUGUGGAGGAAGGGGAUCAGCCGAGGACACAUCCCACCAUAUUCUCCCAGGAAGAGGUGUGGAAGUACGAAAGACCAACUGGAGACAGUGAUGAAGAGAUAAACGUAGUAUCUGAUGACGAGGCGCCUGUAAGAAAGACCAAGAUGCGAGAUGAGGUAGAUGAAAGAAGAGAUAGCGGGCAAGUCCUGAAGAGCGUGCUGUUGAAUGGAAACUCCAGAUCACCCCCAUCCAAAGGGAAGAAAAGAGUGAGCUUUGGCCCCGUUCGAGUGGCUUCAUUGGAUGAAUCGGAAAAUGGAUUAAAUGAGAGCAAUCCCACAAAUUGCCACACUAGUGAAAGUGAGUCACUUCCACUGAACAGCACAAACACACUUGAAAAUCCAGCAAUUGAAGCCUCAUGCGGCAGUAGAGCACUUAUAAACUGUUUGCUUUCCACAACGAAAGCAGGAAAGGAACAUGUUGCGAACUGCCAGGAAAAACUGGUAAAACUUGUGUGGGACGAUGACGUGGAGACAGGAAUUGAAGCGACUGAUCUGACCAGCUUGUUGGAGCAGUUUGAGGAAACACAAGCUAAAGAAGAGAGAGUUUGUGAGAACGAGCCCGCGCUUGUUCGUGCUGCUUCAUUAACGGCGAUGUCCUCUGUGGGACCACUUGAAUCUUUAAGCACUGCAGAAAGUCAAAAACGCCAAGUGUUGGAGGCUGUGGAUAUCCCUGAGCCCCUCAGCACUGAAAUCAUUCUGAGCACUAAGCAGCCUGCAAGACGGAAAAAUCCUCCAUCCAAGGCUAUUCAGAUAAUUGACCCCCGUCCUCUGCCGUCUAGGAAGACUCACACAACUCAGUUAGAGUCAGCUGCAGCUCUUGCUUCUUCUCACAUGUUUGCGCACGUAUCUGCCGAUCACGAUUACUGCGGCUCUGUAGAUCAUUCUCCUGUAAAUGCUUCUCAGCGUAGCAGAGCUAAGCCUCCUUUACUCAAGGAUGCUUCUCAAACCACAAAUGAGCACCAUGUGAUGACCCAGGGCUCGCAAGCUGCAGGUGAAGAGAAGAACCAGAUUACAACUGUUAAAACACAGUCUGUGCUGCAGCAUCAGUUCAAUCAGCCCAAGGCCAGAUCAGAGACCACAGACAGAGCUCUGCAGUUUGCAGACUGUGCUGCCAAAGAAGAUCGUGGGAGGAGUGAAGACAAGACCGCUCCAUGCACCUUCCCGACACCUCCACCCAGCCCUCCUGUCAGAGGCAGAGAGAAGAGGAGAUACAGGAGAAGAUCACCACGGUCCGACUCAAGCUCCAGCUCCCGGUCCUCCUCCUCUUCUUCCUCAUCCAGCUCUGCAUCUCGCUCUCCAAAAAGAUUAAGGCUCCAUCGCAAGCGUUCAGAGAGCAGCUCGUGUUCAUCGUCCCCCUCUUGCUCCGUGUCCCGAUCCCCUCCUCGGCGGUACAGGUCAGGGUGCUGCACACCAAGAUACAGCAGAUCACGGUCCAGAUCUUGGUCCCGGUCCACAUCCCGGUCCCGGUCGCCAUCUCCACAAAUAUGCCGUAAGCGGUGGAGAGACUUUUGCAGCAGCAGAGAGUCCAGGAAGCUCAGGAGAGAGCACGAGAUAAGGAUUCAGAAACUGAAAGCCAUAGACGAGCGCCGGGUGGUGUACGUCGGCCGCAUCCGCAAGUCCAUGACUCACGAUGAACUGAGAGAACGCUUCUCUCAGUUUGGAGAGGUGGAGUGUGUGUCACUUCACUUCAGAGAUAGGGGUGACCACUAUGCCUUCGUUACUUUCUACAACAUGGAAGAUGCUUUCGCAGCCAUCGAUAAUGGUGGGAAACUACGGCAACCUGAUGAGCUGCCCUUUGACAUCUGCUUUGGUGGAAGAAGGCAGUUUUGUAAUACAAACUACACGGAUCUCGAUGCAAACAGAGACGCAGAAGCGUCUCCUUCCAGGACCAAGUUUGAGGACCUCGACUUUGAUUCGUUGCUGAAGCAGGCUCAGAGAGGAUUAAAGACGUAGCAGAGCCGAGAGGACGAACGGCAGCACAAACCUGGAAGAAAAGAUGGAAGCGUUUGCUUUGGGGGUUUUUCCACAAACCUCAGAGCAUUGUGCUCAUACUGGCAUGGGAAAAAUUUGUUAUGAGUUUUCAUGUUUUGCUAAACUAUAUUGUAAAUGCAUGAAGGUUUUUAUGUGUACAGUUUAUAUGUACAAAUAUGUAGCACUUGUAUGCAUGCAGUUACUCGUGUGCAAAGUUGACAUGUAGCACUUGAUGUGAGACAAGGUUUUUAUGGCAUUCCAGAGCACUGAGAAAAGUUUGUAUA
Molecule: messenger RNA, 2966 nt
Organism: Neolamprologus brichardi
Lineage: Eukaryota; Metazoa; Chordata; Actinopteri; Cichliformes; Cichlidae
Source: RefSeq, a predicted model, not a curated record